GCAAUGCAAUUCAAAUGUCAUAAACAUAAUUUGACAGCUGUCAUAAAUAUUUAAAAACUGCAAAGGCGCCGGUCGUUUUAUGUGAAUAAUACAAGUGUAAAACAAUAAAAUGUCAGCUUUUCACGGAUUUCCUGAGCUCCCAGGGGCAGAGGAAAUCCCAUUUUGUAAAUUAAAUGAAGUUUACUGCUGUGCCAAUUCUCGUUACGGCAAUAUAUCAACAUUUACAAACUCGACGAAAAACCAUCCCGUAAUCAAUGUAACACGAGACAUACAUCAUCACAGGACGACUGAUGAAAACAUUUCUAUGUACAUUGACGUUGAGGAUAACUUACUCAAAAAAAUUACAAGUGUGUGGUACAAGCAGGGGUUUUUGGAGGCUCUGGCAGUGGCUGCUGAUCCCUCAGUGAACCGCGAGAGCCAGGCCCUUGCCUACGCCGCUGCAUAUGUGUUAAAAGUUGCUAACGUUUUCUCGGCGUUUAGAUACUUCUUGCAGCCACAUUUGAAGGAUAUUGGGCCUAAAAUCGUUUCUAAUUACUCAAGGACUAGAAACUGGGGUAAUGCACCUAUAAAAUGUAUAGCUUGGCAUCCUCAUACUACUAAGAUGGCUGUGGCAACAGUAGAUGACAAUGUGAGAAUAUAUUGUUCUGAGGUGGCAUUUGUGUCUACAUUGAAAUGUAAAGCACAAGGACAUGUGUCGUCAUUGAGUUGGAGACCGUUCUCAGCUUCCGAGCUAGCAGUAGGAUGUGAACAGGGAGUCAUAGUGUGGACUGUAGACCCUAAUUCCAUGUUCACUAAGCCGUCUUCCAGCAAUGCAGUGGUUUUGAAAAGGCCCGGUCACAGUCCAGUGACAGAUGUGAGCUGGUCUCCAAAUGGUGAUUUACUAAUCAGCUGUUCUGGAGCGGACACUUCCAUGUUAAUAUGGGAUGUUUCCAUGGAAACAGCAGUACCGCUUCGAAGAGUUGCAGGGGGAGGCAUCAUCUUCGCACGCUGGUCAUUUGAUGCUAGUAAAGUAUUUGCGGCUACCUCUUCUAUUAUAUUUAGAGUAUGGGACACAAAACGUUGGAAACCAGAUCGCUGGUGUGCGCGCGGUAACCACGUGGUGGCUGCGUGCUGGGGACCCGCAGACAUCCUGCUGUUUGCUGCCAAGGGGGAGCCGAUGGUGUAUGCACUCACCAACACUGGACUUAUGAGUGGAUCUCAAACCAGCAAAGCUCUACCAGUCCUCGACGUGACGAAGGUGGAGCUACCUUCAGGAGACACAGUAGGAGGACCAAUACUGGACAUGUGUUGGGAUCCCACAGGCAAAUACCUGGCUAUCCUGUUUGAGGAGUCUCAUCUAGUCACUGUCUUCUGCACCACUAGACUCAUGUUACAGCUGAAGAUUACACCCUGUUGUUUCGUCUGCGGCGUGGACGUGGAAGUUCCUUUAACCAUAGCGUUUCAACAGAACUUCGUUGAGGGAGCCUGUCUCACCAUAGCCUGGUCCAGUGGUAGAGUGCAGCACUUUCCCAUCAUAUAUACUGAUACAUAUUGACCAUGCAUUAUGUAGAUUGUGUUGUGACAUUCUUCAUUAGGUAAAGCAAGUUUUAUCUGUUUUCAUUGCCAUAGUUGAAUGAAAUGUAUAAUAUUUAUCUAUACUAGUAUUAUAAAAGGAGGAGAAUUUGAUUGUCUGUUUGUUUCAGUUAAAAAAGCUGUGAAAUCAAUAUACAAACACUUCCCAUCUAGUUUUUGUUGCGAUUUCUAUGGAAUCGGAACUUACUAGGGAAAGAACUUGUAAUAUUCCAGCAGGUAAAGCCGCAGGCUUAACCGCUUAUCUGUCAGCAUAUGAGACUCAAUAGAAAACACAUUCGAGUCUCGCGUAUAUCUACGUUCCGACAUACCACGGAUUAAUAUAUAAAGGUAAUACAUUAAAGUGCAGUAGUUAGACCACUGAGCUUCUCCCAGUUGUGAAGU
Molecule: messenger RNA, 1953 nt
Organism: Spodoptera litura
Lineage: Eukaryota; Metazoa; Arthropoda; Insecta; Lepidoptera; Noctuidae
Product: aladin
Biological process (GO): nucleocytoplasmic transport
Cellular component (GO): nuclear pore
Molecular function (GO): protein binding
Source: RefSeq, a predicted model, not a curated record